CAUCAUUUUUUAUGUUGGCAUUUAAACAGCUAUUAAUACAGCUAGGUGACUAUUGCAUCAGAUACGUUUUAUGUAUAGAUUAUAAGUUAUAGUUACGAUCGAAUUCGAAGUGAUUGUGAUUCGGUGUGACUAAUGAUAUAAAUAUUGGCUACCUACAUCUGUUACCCACCUGAAGUGACAAUAAUAACACAGUGAGAAAGUGCCAAGAUGAACUUUGAAGCCAUCCGAGGGUUUACCUCCCACCAUGAUCCAUCUGCCCAAACAAAGGCACUGCAAUACUUUGAACAGUUGAAAGCCUCUGAAGAUGGAUGGCAGCUGUGUAUCAGAACUCUAACAUCUGGACAGAAUUUGGAUGAACAUGUAACGUUUUUCUGUAUUCAGGUUGUGGAACACUAUAUAAAAACCAGGUAUACCCAAUCCGAAGAGGAGAAACAACAUUUUCUUAGAGAUUUCUUCAAGCACUGGUUAAAUAGCCAGAGUCGUGGAGGGAAAGUACACAAGGUUUUUAUUCGCAACAAAAUAGCUCAGUUGGUGUGUUUGAUGUUUUUGGCUGACUUUCCUCAUUCUUGGCCCAACUUUUUUGGUGACAUGCUUAAGCUUUUGACAUUAGGGUCCCCUGGUGCUGAUUAUUUUCUUCGAAUAUUGCUGGCAAUUAACAGCGAUGUAGCAGACAAAGAAAUUGCCCGGACACAAAAGGAAGUUCAAAGAAAUGUUGUGAUAAAGGACACAAUAAGGGAUCAUAGUGUAAUAAGUAUUGUGGAUUCCUGGUAUCACAUUGUUACAACAUACCAAACCUCCAACCCUGAACUUUCUUGUCUAUGUCUUGAAGUCAUUGGUGCUUAUGUAGCAUGGAUCGACAUCAACCUCAUUGCAAAUGAUCGCUUUGUAAAUGUUUUGGUUCAUUUCUUGUCAAUGCCACAGCUUCGAGAAGCAGCUUGUGACUGCAUUAUCGAGAUUAUUAACAAGGGAAUGGAUCCAUCAGCCAAAACAAAAUUAGUGGAAUCAUUUGUAACUGUGCUUGAACAAGCUGGUGUACUGAAUCUUUCAAAAGCAGGAGAAGAUGCAGAUUUUGCAAUAAAAAUGGCCAAACUUGUAAAUGGAAUUGGUACAUCUUUAUUAGCUAGCUGGACUAAGUGAGUAAAA
This is a messenger RNA of Limulus polyphemus (Atlantic horseshoe crab), 1143 nucleotides long. RefSeq names its product exportin-T-like. The transcript has 9 exons. Gene Ontology annotation, cellular component: nuclear matrix; nuclear pore; cytoplasm. The record is from RefSeq and is a predicted model, not a curated record. Gene Ontology annotation, molecular function: tRNA binding; small GTPase binding. Gene Ontology annotation, biological process: tRNA re-export from nucleus. NCBI's taxonomy places the organism in Eukaryota, Metazoa, Arthropoda, Merostomata, Xiphosura, Limulidae. Bases 208 to 1137 code for a protein of 309 amino acids.